Molecule: messenger RNA, 1359 nt
Organism: Cervus elaphus (red deer)
Lineage: Eukaryota; Metazoa; Chordata; Mammalia; Artiodactyla; Cervidae
Product: ferritin light chain-like
Exons: 1
Coding region: 39-575 (178 amino acids)
Biological process (GO): intracellular iron ion homeostasis; iron ion transport
Cellular component (GO): cytoplasm
Molecular function (GO): ferric iron binding; ferrous iron binding
Source: RefSeq, a predicted model, not a curated record
ACAGUUUGUGGAGAAGUCCUCCUCACUGCUGACUAACCAUGAGCACCCAGAUCCAACAGCGUUCUCCUGAGAUGGAGGCAGCAGUCAGCCGCCUGAUCAAACUGCACCUAGAGGUCUCAUCCACCUACCUCUCCCUGAGCGUCUACUUCGAAGGCAGCGAAACGGCUCUGAAUGGUGUGGGCCGCUUCUUCAGGGCGUUGGCUAAGGAGAAGCAGGAGGGCGCCCACCUUCUCUUGAAGAUGCCCAAGUCCUCAGGUGGUGGCACCCUGAUCCAGAGUGGACAGAUGCUGUCCCCAGGGAAGUGGAAUACUGGCGUGGACGCCAUGGAGGAUGCCAUGGCCCUGGAGAAGAGCCUGAACCAGGCGCUAUUGGAUCUGCAUGCCCUGGCUUGUGCGAGCGCUGAUGCCCAGCUCUGCGAGUUCCUGGAGCGCCGCUUCCUGAAGGAGGAGAUGAUGCUCCUCAAGAAGAUGGGUGACCACCUGGCCAACCUGCGCAAGAUGACCAGCCCUGAGGCUGGGCUACAGGCCGGGCUGGGCGAGUAUCUCUUCAAAAAGCUCUCCUUCCAGGGCGACUAGGAGCCUCCGAAGCCCGGCUGCCGCUGUGGGACCCCUCUGCCUCCCGUGGCCUCGAGAUCUCCGCUCCAGCCUCUUGCUCCAGCCGGGACGCAACCUGAGCCAAGGCACCAAAUGGCAACAAAAAAGCUUCUUUUUGCAGAGGGGGGGAAUAGCUAAGUUGUAAGAAAAGUAUUUGAAUAGCAUGUAUAAUUUGUAGUCUGCUUAAUUCUCUAGAUUAUCUAAAGAAAUGGUUCCUAACUUGUGUGUAUCACCUGGGCACGUUGAAUAUCUGAUAAAAACCUGUGUUUUUCUCUGUCAAGAAGAUUCAGAAAUUGUUGAAACAGCUAUUCUGAAAAUGUUGCAGAGAAUUUUAGGGGUUUCCGGACUUCUCUGGAGUCACUCUGGGUACUGGGUUCAACUCUCUUGUUCUAAAAUGUAUCUGGCUUCGCCGAGCAGAGAACGGAGCACCUGGACCAUGUUAUAUUGUGUUCUCCCCUCAACCCCCAGACUCGUGAUAAAAUCGUUUUUCCUGGUUUUCAAAUUGCUGUGAUGCCAUCUGCCUGUGUGGAAGAGGGAGCCCUAUGAAAUUCAUCUUUGUGUCUCCCAUUAGGUUGUUACUGAGAACACUGAUUGUUACAUCAUACACUGACCUCUUCAUGAAGCCUCUUAAGAAAAAUUUCUUUUUGGUCUUAAUAGUAGGAAUAACAGUGCUUCGCUUGGGUAAUUGGUUUGUUUUUGUUUUAUGGACAUUGUAAAUGAUGUAACUAAUUAAGUUUCCUUUUCUGACUGCCUGUUAAAAAGGUUA